Messenger RNA from Oncorhynchus nerka (sockeye salmon), 4840 nucleotides. Its product is annotated as stanniocalcin-2-like. The coding region runs from base 257 to 1117 and encodes 286 amino acids. NCBI's taxonomy places the organism in Eukaryota, Metazoa, Chordata, Actinopteri, Salmoniformes, Salmonidae. Gene Ontology annotation, biological process: intracellular calcium ion homeostasis. The transcript has 4 exons. The record is from RefSeq and is a predicted model, not a curated record. Gene Ontology annotation, cellular component: extracellular region. Gene Ontology annotation, molecular function: hormone activity.
CGCCCGGGCUCUGGGAAAUAUAGGCAGCAUCCCUGCUGUCCCAGCGCUCACUCUCUCUUUCUGUCUCACUCUCUGCGCUGCCCGCCUGAAUACAGUCUACAGCCGUGAGUGCUACUGAGUUACCACGGACAGACAGAGAGCAGACUGGCUGGUUGAACCGGUGCGUUUCCGAUACAACACUGCAUCAUUGUGUCAGAGCAGAGGGAAGGCAGACUUUAGCACAGGUACAUACUGGUCUUCACAGAUAGAGGCAGAAAUGUUGUUUAAAUUUGCAAUAGUGCUGCUGGUUUUGUCACUUUUGGAGCAAGUGGUGGGAUUGGAUAAUAUCGAUGUUCAUGACAACCCGUCAGAGAAACCGGCAAGCCAGAAAGGACGGAUGUCUCUGCAGAACACAGCUGAGAUCCAGCACUGUCUGGUGAGUGCAGGAGAUGUGGGCUGCGGUGUGUUUGAGUGUUUUGAGAACAACUCCUGUGAGAUCAGAGGCCUGCAGGAGAUCUGUCUGACCUUCCUACACAACGCCGGAAAGUUCGACUCCCAGGGUAAGUCGUUCAUCAAGGAUGCUCUGAAGUGCAUGGCCCAUGGCUUGAGACACAAGUUCAGCUGCAUCAGCAGAAAGUGCUUGGCCAUUAAAGAGAUGGUGUUCCAGCUGCAGAGAGAGUGUUACCUCAGACACAACCUGUGUUCUGCAGCCAAGCAGAACGUUGCUGUCAUGGUGGAGAUGAUCCACUUCCAGGACCUCUUCCCUAAAGGGCCGUAUGUGGAGCUGGUCAACAUCCUACUGAGCUGUGGGGAGGAGGUGAAGGAGGCCUUAACCAGGAGCGUCCGGCUGCAGUGUGAGCAGAACUGGGGGGCUCUCUGUGACAGCCUGAGUGUCUGCUCUUCCCUCACCCCCCCUCCUGGUCAGGCCCCUGCCUCCCCCGACCACCGCCGCCACAGGUCCCCCCACUCCGAGCCAGACCACCCCAGACCCCCCCGACAGGGGGACAAGGACAAGCCCAGUAAAGGCGGCUUCAACGCCCACCCCCGCAGCCGCAGCCAGGGUCCCCGUCGACAGAGCCCCGAGGCUGGGGUGGCGGCGGAGCAGGAAGGCUCUGAGGCCACAGACAUCCGGAGGUGAAGAGACAUUGAACCCUAACUAUCCAGAGCCCUCCCUGACCGUGUCACCAUCAUAGCCCCCCCAACACACACACACAUAUACACACACACACAGACAUACACAUAGACAGAUACUGUACAUGCAAGAACACACACAUCUACACACAUACACAGACUCACUCUCUCUUUCUCUCGCUCUCUCCGUCCUCUAUCCCUCUCUCCGUCCUCUAUCCCUCUUUCCAUCCUCUAUUCUAUCCCUCUCUCCGUCCUCUAUCCCUCUUUCCAUCCUCUAUCCCUCUCUCCGUCCUCUAUCCCUCUCUCCGUCCUCUAUCCCUCUCUCCGUCCUCUAUCCCUCUCUCCGUCCUCUAUCCCAUUCUCCGUCCUCUAUCCCAUUCUCCGUCCUCUAUCCCUCUCUCCCCCUCUCUUCUCCAGUCAUUCCAGAAGUCCUAAAUGGUACAUCUGCAGGGUAACUUGGUGUAGCUCGUUCAGUUACUCCAGAUUGUAGUCCACGAUGUUGUUUCUGUUUAGUAUUAUUAUCCUGAUUUUUAUUUGAAGUGUUAGGACUUCUUGGGCUCUAAUAUAGCGUUUCUCAAAUCAUACUCACUGUAACAUCUGAUUAUAUUUGUAUUAUUUAUUUUAUUCUUUAUGCAAUGUUUAAAUAUCCAAAUGUACAUAGAAAUAUACAUAUCUAUAUUUAUACAGUAUGAACAUGUAUAAAUAUAGCCACCAUAUAAGAUUAUAGUACAUGGUGUGUUCUGUUGUAUACCACACCAGACUCCAUCACCACCCAUCUGUAGAUAUGCAACAUUCAGCAUUGUUGUUUCAAAGUGGGAAUGUGUUGUUAGUAUUAUAAUACUAGAUACUUGAUGAUUAAAUACAAACUGUACAGGUUUUGAAGCCCAGUUCUGGCACAUAUGGCUUGUAGUACAAGAGGUUGGGUUACCAUGGCAAAGUAAACAAACUGGUACAUUCUCCGAUGGCCAGCUUGCAUCGUUAGGAUUCCUACUAUUAGGGCACCCAGGACACAGUCUGUCUGUAGCAGCAUAUGCAUACAGUGUCUCAAAUAGCACCCUAUUCCCUACAGAGUGCACUGCUUUUGACCAGGGCCGCAUGGGCCAAUUGGGUUGCAGACAGUGCGUAGGUUUAGUUCUCUCAGAAAACCCUCCUCUGAUCUCAGCUAAUGUACUAAUGCAUCCAGGUGCCUCAACAUGCUGGUUCCAUCUGUAGUGACUCCUCUCUGUGAGGCUGAGGUUUACUAGAGUUCACUCGACUGGGGUGACAAUGUCGUACAGUAAGUAGCACUAGAACAAUUCAAAGGUGAUUUUCAAUUGAUUCGGUUUAAAGAUUAAUUAUUGAAACUUUUAUUGGACUCUUAGGUACAAACAUUUCUGUUGUUGUGGGAACAGACUCGCAGACAUUCAAACAGACAGUCCUAUAGGAACGCAGUAGACGGUCCUACAGACACGCUACAGACACGCUACAGACACGCUACAGACAGUCCUAUAGGAACGCAGUAGACGGUCCUACAGACACGCUACAGACAGUCCUACAGACACACUACAGACAGUCCUAUAGGAACGCAGUAGACGGUCCUACAGACACGCUACAGACAGUCCCACAGACACGCUACAGACAGUCCCACAGACACGCUACAGACAGUCCCACAGACAGGCUACAGACAGUCCUACCGACACGCUACACACAGCCCUACCAACACACUACAGACACCCUACAGACAGUCCUACAGACACGCAACAAACAGUCAUACAGACACACAACAGACACGCUACAGACAGUCCUACAGACAUUCAUACAAACAGUCCUACAGACACACAACAGACACGCUACAGACAGUCCUACAGACAUUCAUACAAACAGUCCUACGGACACACAACAGACAGUCCUACAGACACACAACAGACACGCUACAGAGAGUUCUACAGACAUGCUACAGACAGUCCUACAGACAUGCUACAGACACGUUACAGACAGUCCUACAGACAUGCUACAGACAGUCCUACAGACACGCUACAGACAGUCCUACAGACAUGCUACAGACAGUCCUACAGACAGUGCUACAGACAUGCUACAGACAUGCUACAGACAGUCCUACAGACACGCUACAGGCAGUCCUACAGAUAUGCUACAGACACGCUACAGACAGUCCUACAGACACGCUACAGACAGUGCUACAGACAUGCUACAGACAUGCUACAGACAGUCCUACAGACAGUCCUACAGACACGUUACAGACAGGCUACAGACAGUCCUACAGACAGUCCUACAGACAUGCUACAGACAUGCUACAGACAGUGCUAGAGACAGUCCUACAGACAUGCUACAGACAGUCCUACAGACACGCUACAGACAGUCCUACAGACAGGCUACAGACAGUCCUACAGACAGUCCUACAGACAGGCUACAGACAGUCCUACAGACAGGCUACAGACAGUCCUACAGACAGUCCUACAGACAGGCUACAGACAGUCCUACAGACAGUGCUACAGACAGUGCUACAGACACGCUACAGACAGUCCUACAGACAGUAGCACCCCAGUAACUGCAUCUCAGCAAGCAUCACUAGUGUGAUUGAUUGAUUGAUUAGUAUGAUUGAUUCGUGUGAUUGAUUGAUUAGUAUGAUUGAUUGAUUGAUUGAUUGACAGGUGUGGUUCUGAUGAUACCACUGAUUGCUGUACAGCUGAAGCCAUCUCCAGACUCACCACUCUAACUGAAGACAGUCUGUACACUAACGUGACACCACAAGACUAUGAAAGCCCACUGAGCUAAAGGCUUAGGCAUUACCCCAGGGAGAUAACACAAAUAUUGUGCUUUCUGCCAUCGAAGCGUUGUAUGCAAUCAAGUAACUGGAAGCAGCCAAUCAACAGUGUAUUCCUGUAUAAUCCCCAGGUCAGACCAGGGGAGGUAGAGGAGGAGGAGGUGGUAUGAACACGUUCUGUUCUUGCCCCCUCUCUCUCUUCCUUUCCAGAGUCCUAUGCUAAAAUGGCACCCUAUUCCCUACAUAGUGCACUACUAUGGGCCCUGGUCAAUAGUAGUGCUAUGAGCACUGGUCAAAAGUAGUGCACCAUAUAGGGAAUAGGGUGCCAUUGGGACGCAUCCCCAGCAAGUCCACACUUUGGGGCUCAGUCCGCUGUUAUUCUAAAUUGUAUAUUUACCAAGGCCACCAGAGAAUUCCUCUGAGCUACAGCCAAGAGCUGGCCGGCCGCACGGGGAGAGAGAGAUGAAGGGGGAAAGAAGGAUGAGAACUACACUCAACGGUUCCUGAGGAGACACAAUUUCUACAUUUCUCUCCUCCACGUCCUCCCUGUUCCUUCUUCCACCUCUUCUUGUAGUUCUGAGGUGUCUGUUGGCCAGUCAUGCUAUCCUGACCCUCUGUUUCUAUUCAGAUGAUGUGACAACCUAUUGCAGUUUAUUGACUUAUCUUUGGGCACCAGGUGUGUAACUGUAACUGACCAUCUGUUCCAUACUCUGUCACUAUCUUCUCCGUUUCCUGUUCCAGGAGAAAUAGACUGACAGUGCUUCCUACUUCUUGUUUCUCAGUGUUCCAUACAGCACAUCACUUCCUCUACACCCCCAGUUGGGCAUCAGAAUGACCUUGCAGAAUGUAGUCUGGUAUGGUUUUACUUCACGUGUCUGAUAAUGUGUAUACAAACAGUACUAUGAAACUCUGAAAUCAAAAUCAACAGAAAUGUAUCUUGUUAUCAUUAAAAGUGACUUUUUUUGUGGA